AGGAACAGUAAUUGAGCUGAAACCCCCGAAACAACCCAUCGAUUUACAAUCAGACCCCGGUCCCUACCAGACCUCAUCCCAUGUGAACGGUCUAUGUGCUUUAAUUGAAGACAUCAGCGGUGAAGAGGCUGUGGGAUGCUUUUGCCGGGUGAAUUGUGACGCACCAGUUGACGGAACUGACUGACAGCUGGUGAAGAUUACGUCUGCAUUUUUAACAGCGAGACUUUAAAAUCCAGAUCAUAAGACCUGGCGUCACCACUGAAAGACCCAGAGAGGCGCGCAUUUGCCAUAUAUAAGCGGGCGCUCCGACAUCUUUUCAUCUUGACUACGACAGAUCAUCUCAUCUUGAUCAGCCCGCUCUUUGCCAUCGACGGACACCCCUCAGUGGACGGGAUUCCCUGCAGACGCUUCAGGUCGUUCUUCUGAGUCCAGCGCCUGCAGCGAAGAUUCACCUGCCCCCUCUAGUGUUCUGGUGAAGAAGUCUCUCUGCCUUGCCGACGGAUCGGGUUAUUCGCUCAGCGAGACAUCUACCCGCUUCCCACAGCAUCCAGGCAGGGGGAUGAUGGAGAACGGAGGAUUUUGCAGUGACUAUUAUAAUGGUGAAAGCAGCGAUGAGUUGGUGGAUAUUUCAGUUGUCACGGUGGAUUUCAGUGAGGAUGUGCCGCCUUUGGACAGAGAUUACAGUGAGGGAUGCUGUAAAGGAGAGUGGACACACAACAGCAGUCCUAAGCUGAUGGAUCUGCUAGAUGAGACUGUUCCUGGCAUUGGAACCUAUGAGGACUUCAACACCAUUGACUGGGUUAGGGAGAAGUCAAAAGAUCGAGACCGGCAUAGAGAGAUCACGAAUAAGAGUAAGCAAUCUAUGACAGCCCUGCUCUUUAGCAUCAAUGAUGCUUUUUCUGGCUGGCUUCUUAUGCUGCUCAUCGGACUCAUGUCAGGGGCAUUGGCUGGAGGGAUAGACAUUGCCGCCCAUUGGAUGACAGACCUGAAAGAGGGUGUGUGCCUUAACGGGUUCUGGUUUAACCAUGAGCACUGCUGCUGGGCAUCCAAUGAGACUACUUUCCAGGAAAGAGACAAGUGUCCUCAGUGGAGAAGCUGGGCAGAACUCAUGGUUGGAGUCAGUGAGGGGGCUAGUGCCUAUGUGGUGAAUUAUCUGAUGUAUGUGUGCUGGGCUCUUUUCUUCGCCUGCCUGGCUGUGACUCUGGUGAGAGCCUUCGCCCCUUAUGCUUGUGGUUCAGGAAUUCCAGAGAUCAAAACCAUCCUGAGUGGCUUUAUAAUCCGAGGGUACCUGGGAAAGUGGACUCUGAUCAUAAAGACCAUCACACUGGUGCUGGCUGUCUCGUCAGGCCUCAGUCUGGGGAAGGAGGGCCCACUGGUUCAUGUAGCCUGCUGCUGCGCAAACAUCCUCUGCCAUUUUUUCACCAAAUACUGUCGGAAUGAGGCCAAGAGACGAGAGGUUUUGUCUGCAGCAUCUGCAGUGGGGGUGUCUGUUGCGUUUGGUGCUCCUAUUGGAGGGGUGCUUUUCAGUCUGGAGGAGGUCAGUUACUACUUCCCUCUGAAGACUCUGUGGCGUUCUUUCUUCGCUGCACUGGUUGCAGCCUUCACCCUUCGCUCUAUAAAUCCCUUUGGCAACAGCCGUUUGGUUCUUUUCUACGUGGAGUUUCACACUCCCUGGCACCUUCUAGAACUCAUACCUUUUGUUCUACUAGGCAUCUUUGGGGGCCUUUGGGGAGCUUUCUUCAUUCGUGCUAACAUUGCCUGGUGUCGUCGGCGAAAGAGCACCUGCCUUGGGCACUACCCUGUCGUGGAGGUUCUGGUGGUGACCCUGGUCACAGCUUUACUGGCAUUUCCGAAUGAGUACACACAGAUGAGCAGCAGUGAGCUGAUCUCUGAGCUGUUCAACGACUGCGGUCUGCUGGACUCAUCGAAGCUCUGCAAUUAUACCGACAACAGCAAAAAUGGGCUAGGAAGCUUGAAUGCUAGUGAUGGCAUUAACAGUCUGGCAGAUCGGGUGGCGGGACCAGGGCUCUAUACGGCAAUUUGGCAGCUAGCACUGGCACUGGUCUUUAAGGCGCUCAUCACUGUGGUUACAUUUGGCAUGAAGGUGCCAUCCGGACUGUUCAUCCCCAGUAUGGCGGUGGGCGCCAUAGCUGGCCGACUGCUUGGUGUUGGUAUGGAGCAACUGGCCAUCUACCACCAUGAUUGGACUGUUUUCAGAGGCUGGUGCUCUCCUGGGGCGGACUGCAUCACACCGGGUCUAUAUGCCAUGGUGGGCGCUGCAGCCUGUCUGGGUGGUGUGACCCGUAUGACAGUCUCUCUUGUGGUUAUCAUGUUUGAGCUGACUGGUGGUUUAGAGUACAUCGUGCCCCUCAUGGCUGCCGCUAUGACCAGUAAAUGGGUCUCGGAUGCUUUGGGUCGUGAGAGCAUCUAUGAGGCCCACAUCCGUCUCAAUGGUUACCCCUUCCUUGAGCCUAAAGAGGAAUUCCGCCACCAGACUCUUGCCACGGAUGUGAUGCACCCACGGCGGAGCGACCCACCGCUGUCUGUGCUGACACAGAGUGGAAUGACGGUAGAGGAGGUAGAGAGGCUCAUCGCAGACACCACAUACAGCGGCUUUCCUGUGGUCAUCUCACAUCAGUCUCAGAGACUGGUGGGCUUUGUGUUGAGGAGGGAUCUUGUCAUAUCCUUAGAAAAUGCACGCAGACAUCAGGAGGGCAUAGUCAGCGUGUCUGCUGUCCUGUUCACCGAGUGUGCUCCACCCUCGUCACCCAACGGUCCUCCUGCUGUCAACCUGUACAGCAUCUUAGACCUCAGCCCCUUCACCGUCACUGUGCACACACCCAUGGAAAUCGUGGUGGACAUCUUCCGCAAGCUCGGCCUGCGACAGUGCCUCGUCACUCAGAAUGGGCGUUUGCUGGGAAUCAUUACUAAAAAGGACAUUCUUAAACACAUGGCGCAGAUGGCCAACAGAGACCCAGAUUCAAUCCUCUUCAACUGAAUGCUCUCAGGACUCGAUAGAAAGGACAAAACACACUCUCCUGCAAACAUUAAGAGCUGAACUAUCCUGUGAUGAUGGUGAUAGGAGUAUGUGUGUGUAUGUCACUGAGGUGUUGCUAUUAUAGAGCAAAAUGAGAGUGGCCUACGGCAGUUUUUGCCGCAGUGGAACUGGACAUGUUCCUACAGGAUCUGCUGUCCCGGCUCCUGGAACUUCCAUGGCUAUUUUGACUAUCCUGAGGCUAAAAAGACAUUAAUGUGAAACAUAUGGAAAACUCAUAUUAGCCCUGAGAAAAUCUGUUGCCAUCAGGACUACUUGACAACUUCCGAUCUAGACUAUGCUUUUCUCAAUCACACAUACACUCAAAUUUGGUAAAUUGAAGGACUUUUUGAGCUGUUUAUUUAUUUAUGGUGCACUUGCCAUCCCUUCAGUGAUGUGUGACCUCAAAAGGAACCUCAGAACAGUGAGAACAUUCCUGAGAUGAUCUGGGAACAUGCACCGAUGGUGUCAUGUCUGAACCUGUGUGCGUCGAGCAAUCCCUGUGGGAAGAUGAAGAUGCUCUUUUGUACAAGUGCAUUUGACUAAGUAGAAAAGAGAUCUGGUGUGUCACGUUAAGUCACACAUGCUCUUUCUCUGUUACACUCAUCCUCACUAACUAAACACCCUCAGUGGUUGUGUUUCUCCAUUUCUCACUCCGAAGACUUUGAGAAGGAGGUUUAGAAGAUCAAGUUCUGAUAGUGUGCCAUUCUGUAAGUGUUUAUGUGUAUGCUUCACUUCAGUUGGACAGCAGCCAGCAUUCAUUUUAUGGCUGAAUGUGCUUCAAUAGUUCUUAGUUAUGCUUUAUGUUGAAGAGGCCUGAUCUUUUUCUGUUUCUGUCUUUUUCCCUCUCACAAAUCUGAGCUUGUUGUUCUCAGUGAGUUUGGCAGUGUCUAAUGUUUUCCAAAACAUAAAUCUGUUGUGGUUACAAAAUGACCAGUUUUCUCUCAGCUUCCCAAAUGAAACAAACUGUGUCCUGCAGUUCUCAUAUGGAGCCACCAGAAGGCACUAUUCACUGAUUGUCCAGUCUGAACUGUGUGCGCCAUCUGAUUGACUCCUGGCCGGCUUCACUCACUGGGUGGAUUUCAGAAAGCUUACAUGUCAUUACCUCAGGGACUCCUUUAGCAAUCCCUCAAUGUCUUCAUCCUUGUGUCAGAGCAACUGAACCCUUGUUCAUAGUCUCUUUGGUGAUGUGUAGGUGAUUUUAUAUUCCGCACCUGCUCAAACUUAAGUUCUCAUCCUCCGUUUUCUACCCACUAGUCUUUUGCACGUAACCAAGCUCUCGUCCUCAGACAACCUCAGUGAAGCAUCACCCGAUGCCUUCCUUUUUUGACAAUGAGGAUCCUAUCAUGACAUAACCUCCCUUUAAUGAAAGGGUGAAACGUUUGAUAGUUAUUUACUGUAGUUCCCUUCCUUGGCACACUUGCUCGACUUUAUGUCUCUGCAUGUUUUGAAACCUCCGCCCUUCCACCCCCCGUCAGUUCAAUGCAUGUUUUUCCCCCUUUGGCAUUUUGAGUUGUUUAUGGCCUAUUAAAGGCAUUCUAUUUCUUUUCAUGCUUUUUCUUUCCCUGCUUGCCGUAAUUCCCGGGAGUUAGAUUUGGGGCAGGGAGGUCGGAGAGGGCUAUUGUUCCCGCUCGCUCCUGUUCGUCUGGGCUCUCGGUCGCCAGGAUGUCCCCCGACCGCUUCCCUCAAGCACCGUCACGCAGCCCGAUCUGCUUUCCACUCUUAGAAAGACAAUUUCCGGUUUGGCUUUUAAACAACAAGCAACUCUACACUGUUAUAAUAGAGCAGGAAAAAAAGAAAUUCUUGAGCUCUGAUAACUGAAUGUAAAGGUGUGUGUUUGUGUGUUAGGGGACAGUGCGGGUGUUGGACGGAGGGAUUAUGUCUUUCUCUUUUGCCUUCCUAGGAAAACAUGGGAAUGAGGGUGGAGGGAGAGGGAGAGGAGAAAAGGUUAAUUAAACAGUGUUCACUGGUCAGUGGAAGGAUCAUUUCACAAAGGUCCCUUCUGUGUCACACAGGGGUUAUUGGAGAGACUUGGCACGAAGGACUUCCACUCAUUCCUGCAGUUAGGGUGGGUGCUGAGCCUCUCUCUGUGCUGUAACCCAACACUUGACUGGUGUAGAAGGACCCGAGCCAGGACCAAAUGAAAUGUUGUAAUGUAAAACAGGACAUGCCACAGACCUACAAUGCUCUUAUCAACAGAACAUGGGCUUCCACCUUCUGUGUGGAUUUCUGCUUUAAUACCUUUUCUUAUGUUAAAACUCCAAGUGUUGAAACUAGUUUAAAGUUUCACAUGCUGUUCAUUCUUGGUAAAGCAAACAAGCAAACCAGAAACAAGUAAGCAGUUGCUUUGGUGUCGUCUACUUGAGAAUGUGCCUGAUUUCCAUGUAAAUACACUUCACAGUUUAGUGCCGAGGACAAAUGCUAAACCGUAGUGAAUGGCGUCAAUGAGUAUGUUUACGAUAUAGAUCUUAAAAACAUGAUUUUUCUCACCAAAAAUGGCAAUAUGGUUAAUAACGAAAUCGCUAUUACAAAGCACUCCUCAGAAAUGAAGAAUUCAUAAUUGGUUUAUUUUUCUAAAAGAAUGCAUUCUAGUGCAGUAUUUUUACAUUAUUGUAAUAAUGUCAAAUGAAUUUUUCAUAUGAAUAAAUCUGAAUUUUGCAUUCCA
This is a messenger RNA of Myxocyprinus asiaticus (Chinese sucker), 5699 nucleotides long. RefSeq names its product H(+)/Cl(-) exchange transporter 5-like. Gene Ontology annotation, cellular component: early endosome; membrane; synaptic vesicle. The record is from RefSeq and is a predicted model, not a curated record. NCBI's taxonomy places the organism in Eukaryota, Metazoa, Chordata, Actinopteri, Cypriniformes, Catostomidae. Gene Ontology annotation, biological process: chloride transport; transmembrane transport. Bases 560 to 2998 code for a protein of 812 amino acids. Gene Ontology annotation, molecular function: voltage-gated chloride channel activity. The transcript has 14 exons.